AUGCAUGUGCUCUUUUUCCUCCAUGCAGUAGGUGUGUUGUCCUGUACACGGAGUGUCCGAACGCGGAUAACUGAAACCACACACCAGUCGCCGUGCAGAAGGAAAAGGAACUCGUUUGGUUUGCGGCAACGGUCAUGUUGUGUACAUCUGCUGGAAAGUUUUGUUCUUCUUUGCUGCUUUUCGGAGUAUUUAUUCACUAUUCUCAAGAAGCAAGAUUUGACAUACAACGAAGGAGGCGGCAAUCAUGUAGGUCAAUGUGUAGAUCGAUUUGUAAGAUGUGAUGGUUUAGUUGAUUGUGAAGAUGGGACAGAUGAGACCUACCGGACAUGCCAAUCCCUUCCGUGUCCACCAUAUGCUUAUAAAUGUGAGUAUGGAGCAUGUGCAAAUGCUGAUGCAAAAUGUAAUAAGAUUAAAGACUGCGCUGAUGGAUCUGAUGAAAUGGGAUGUCCACUUCCACCUAGCAUAAUAUGCAAAAGAAAUCAAUUUGAAUGUAAGUCUGGCAUAUGUAUUGAUAAUCUCCUUCGGUGUGAUGGAACUACAGAUUGUGAUGACGGUUCUGAUGAAACUAAAGAUGCAUGUGGCUCAGUUAUAUGCCCAAGCUACUCAUUUCAGUGUGAUUAUGGAGCCUGCAUAGAUAAGGAUGGCUUAUGUAAUGGUAUUAAGCAAUGUGCAGAUGGUUCUGAUGAAACAACAGAAAGAUGUGGUAUGAACACCACAACCCCUAAACCUACAACACAGCCUACACCAUCCACUAGCUGCAAGUUGCCUUCACAACCUGAAAAUGGACAAUACAAACUUGGGGGCUGUAAUCCGCCAUGUCAACAUAAUCCUGGACAAAUUGUAAACAAUGCAUAUUUAAUCUAUACUUGUGACCCUGGUUUUGUGUUAUCAGGAUCACCAGCUGUAUAUUGUGAUGGAGGGUGGUCUGCUGCAUUUCCUACAUGUUCUCGAACCACUUGUUCAGAACUAAAUUUUCCAUCUCGAGAAGUAGAAUGUAUAUUAAAUAACCAAAAUGUGAAAUGUGAUCAACCAGUGGCUCCAGGAACUAAAGCUUUUGUUAAAUGCAAUGCAUUCUACAUCAACUAUAAAGAAUUAGAUGAUUUUGUUACUACUUGCCAAUCUAAUGGAACAUGGUCACAUCAAGUGCUUCCCUGCAAUCCAAAAUGUGGGGAACCCAACCCAAACGGUGUACCGUUUGUAGCUGGUAGUUCUGAAGCUAGGAAUGGAGAAUUUCCAUGGCAUGUAGGUAUAUACCGACUGCUUGAAGGGCGUUACCAGCAAGUGUGUGGAGGCAACAUUAUUACUGAACGUAUCAUUAUAACAGCUGCACAUUGUUUUUGGGAUACACCUUCACAAGUACAAAUUGAUAGUCGUGAGUACAGAAUAGCUGCUGGAAAAUUUUAUCGAGAAUGGAACCACUUAAAUGACACUCGUGUUCAGACCUUUGAGAUUGACAAUGUUGUACUUCAUCACAUGUUCAGGGGUACUGCCCGAAAUUGGGCAGAUGAUAUUGCAGUGGUAAAACUAAAAAAUAGUAUUGUGAUGAGAGUUGGAGUUGCGCCAAUUUGUGUGGAUUAUAAUGAGAAGUUUGAGAAUUUAUUUUCUCCUGGAAAAAGUGGAAUUGUAAUGGGAUGGGGAUAUACAGAAAAUCAAACACAAAGUGAUACCUUACGAAAGGCAACGUUGCCAUUUGUUGCAUUCGAAAUUUGCGAGAAAAAAGUGCCCCCAUCGUUUGUGCCUAUCCUUACAUCUGACAAAUUUUGUGCAGGAUAUGAUAACGGUACAAGUGUUUGUGGAGGAGAUAGCGGUGGAGGAUUUGCCACAAAAUUUAGAGAUGGAAAAUAUUAUUUAAUGGGACUAGUAAGUAUAGGUGUCACUAGCACAGAAAAUUGUAAUAUUUUUCAAUAUACAACUUUCACA
Molecule: messenger RNA, 1920 nt
Organism: Gryllus bimaculatus (two-spotted cricket)
Lineage: Eukaryota; Metazoa; Arthropoda; Insecta; Orthoptera; Gryllidae
Source: the annotation of a GenBank genome assembly